UCUUCAACAUGGCUGCAAGCCGCAAGGCUGACGAUGCCCUCGGGGUAAAGACGACUCCUUUCUUCAAAUUAAAAAGAAAGACGGCACCUUUGACUCGGCUUUUGUCUGAUUCUUCUGUCAAACCUCUUUGGAGUUGGAGUUGGAGAAGCUAAUAGUUUGCCCCAACUAUAUUUCUGUUUUGGAAACCAGGAGGAGCUAAUAUGGUGCCGUCUUUGAUGUCGACGCCAUCGUCGGCGACGGUAAGAGUUGAGAAAGCGACGAGCCACCUUUUGAUGAUUCCGGACUGGACGAUGAACAUGGAUAUCUGCGAUGCCAUCAACACCGAUCCCUUGCAAGCAAAAGAUAUUGUGAAAGCUGUGAAGAAGCGUUUGCAAAACAAGAACCCAAGAGUUCAGUUUCUUGCUUUAAUGCUUUUGGAAACAAUGAUAAAGAACUGUGGUGAUUUUGUGCAUUUCCAAGUUGUUGAUCGUGAAAUUUUACAAGAAAUGGUCAAAAUUGUCAGGAAAACCGCGGAUAUUCAGGUGAGGGAUAAAAUUUUGAUUCUGCUAGAAUCCUGGCAAGAAGCAUUUGGUGGAGCUGGAGGAAAGUAUCCACAAUACUACUAUGCAUAUGCUGAACUUAAGACCUCUGGGAUUAGAUUUCCUGAACGCCAAAAAGAUGCUGCUCUAAUAUACACACCUGCUACACAAGCUUAUCACCCACAAGUAGGAUAUGGUAUGCCCAGCAACUCUGUUGAAAGACUUGAUGAUGCAAUUGAAAAUGGAAAUCUUAGUUUAUCAGACUUGAAAAACAUCCGAAGUGUUAUGGAGUUAUUCAUUGAUAUGCUGCAGGCAGUGAACCCAGAAGAUCGCACGGCCGUUGAUGAUGAAGUUAUCACGGAUCUUGCCAGCCAGUGUCGUGUAAACCAAAAGAAGCUUAUGCAGCUGAUUAAUUCAACCGAGAAUGAGGAGCUAUUGGGAGAAGCUCUUGCAUUGUUUGAAAAUUUACAAACUGCAUUUGCAAGACAUGAUGCAAUCGCUUCCGGGUCGCCUUUGCCGCCUGAAAUAGCUCAGCCAUUUUCAAGACCAAGCAUUCUUCCUCCAUCUGUUCCUGCUAUUCAGCAUUUUGAUGACAAAGAGGUAGAAGAAGAUGACUCAACUUCUUUAGCUCACAGAGAUUCUAAAUCUAAAGCAACCGACGAUCACCUGGUCUCACCAAACCAUAGCGACAUCACUACCCCAACUUCAACUUCAGGUGUUUCAGAAGCCUCAUCAUCUAGUACAAGCAAUGCAAUAGUCCUGCUUGAUCCUUCAAUGCCAGAAACUACCUCCAAGAAAGAAGAAGACAUGAUUGAUCUCCUCAGCCUUGUUCUAUCGACCGACCCGCCGCCUCAAACACCCCCCGCACCGCUUCCUCAGUCGAACCAUAAUCAAAAUCCAUUCUCUACUUCUCCCAAUCUGCAACAGUAUCCUAACAAUCCUCAGCCCAUCACAUCGAAUGGUAAUUACGCAAGCUACGACAGUUAUGUUGCACCCUGGGCUCAAUCUGUGGUUUCUCAAUCGCCGGCAUCAUUACCGCCAAAUUUUCCUCAGCAGCAAGUGAUGCCGUACCCAUAUAACUAUCAACCUCCAUCAUGGACUCCUCCUGGAGUAAGUUCAAAUCCUUUCCUAUCGACGGCCUCCCUCCAGUAUCCAGCAAUUCCGCCUCCGAUUGCUCCAGCUGCUUCUGUUCCUGCAACCUCCUUUCAGUAUCCAGCUCCUAAGUCUACUACUUCUCCAGCAAACUCCUUCCAGUAUCCAGCUUCUCAGAAUUCUAUGGCUCUUGUUCCAGCUGCUCCUGUACCAAGUCAGGAUUCCAAGGCCAUACAGAAGUUUACUAACUCAAUAGGCUCAAGAGAAUUCCAUCCAAAUGCUAAUAAUUUAAAGCAAGCAGGUUCGUCGAUGGCCCCGAAGCCGUAUGUCUCGCCGGAUAAGUUGUUUGAGGGCCUUUUAGAGUUGAGGAAUCCUGAUGGAAGUCUCAAGUCUAGAAAUGCUUCUACUCUGUGGGGCUCUUCCGGCGACGGCGACAGCUUGACUGGUGGAAGAAAAUAGCAUGCUGCUAUUUGACAGUUUCUAUAUAUGUUUAGGAUUUUUCAUGCAAACAGAUUUACAUUUUGUUCAUAUAGUGAAGGAUAGGUUUCCUCGCUUUAAUUUGUCUUUUUUUUUAUUGCAUUUGAAUAGUUUAUGUAAUUUAAGAAUGAUUUUAUUAUUGCUUUUUAAAACAGCUUUCUAAUAAAAAAUUGUUUUAAGAAGUAAUAAGAAAACUGUACUAAAUGAAAUAUUAAACAAUAUAAAUGUGUAUAAGUAAUAACAUGUUUACUUGGACA
Dendrobium catenatum is the source of this 2344-nucleotide messenger RNA. Its product is annotated as TOM1-like protein 6. The transcript has 10 exons. Gene Ontology annotation, biological process: protein transport to vacuole involved in ubiquitin-dependent protein catabolic process via the multivesicular body sorting pathway. Bases 201 to 2069 code for a protein of 622 amino acids. The record is from RefSeq and is a predicted model, not a curated record. NCBI's taxonomy places the organism in Eukaryota, Viridiplantae, Streptophyta, Magnoliopsida, Asparagales, Orchidaceae. Gene Ontology annotation, molecular function: phosphatidylinositol binding; ubiquitin binding.